AAAAAGGUUAUAUUAGAGGAAAGCAUUUCUGCUACAUUCGCCAGCACUAUGGCCUCGUAUACUGCACAAGCUGAGGCCACUGAGUCAGCUGUAUAUGAUGGAUCAUCUUGUCAACAGUAUCAGUCUACUUCCCAGUCAUGUGGUUUGUUAUAUUCCCCAGCCUGUCAAUGGAAAAGCAUGCCAAGUUCUGUUUUCCCUUUAGGAGGGUGUCAAAAUGGUGUUAGUGUGUCCAAUCCAAUGACUGCCUUGGGGACUAAUGGAAAAGAACUCGGGUUGUACUCUGGCCAUUUUUCAGUUCAGCAGCAACAAAAUGUAUCUAGUGAUGCUAAAUUGGAAUUGGUUGACAAUGUUGCUAACCCUUAUCAAGAGUUUGCGAUGGGUAUGGAUGGUCAAUUUUGUUCGAAAAGGACCAAUCCAUAUCAAAAUGAAGUACUGGCAACCCAAGGUAUAUGGGGGCCUCAACGUGAUAUGAUGAUAAAUUUUUCAAAUCCUACUGGACAAUCGGAUAUGCAGCUGCUCAUGAUACAGACUCCUCCUGGCCAUCUGCCUGCUCCAAGCUUUUUCAAGUACCCCAACUCAUCAUUUAUUGAAGCAGAGCUUAGUAAGGUUGACCAACAUCAUUCAGAUAUGCAGCUUCCCAUGACAGAGACUUGUCAGGUUCAGCUGUCUGCUACGAGCUUGUCCAAGGACCCUGACACGUCAUUAAUUGAAGGAACAGAGCUUAAGAAAGUUGAAAAACAUGAUUCAGAUAUACAGCUUCCCAUGACACAGACUAGUCAUGUUCAGCUACCUGCUACGAGCUUGUCCAAGGACCCCAACUCAUCUUUACUUGGACGAACAAAGCUUACAAAAGUUGAACAACAUGAUUCAGAUAUGCAGCUUCCCGUGACACAGACUAGUCAUGCUCAUCUGCCUGCUCCGAGCUUGUCCAAGGACCCUGACUCAGCAUCUCUUGGAGGAACAGGGCUUAAGAAAGUUGACCAACAUGAUUCAGAUAUGCAGCUUCCCAUGACAUGGACUAGCCAUGCUCAGCUGCCUGCUACGAGCUUGUCCAAGGACCCCAACUCACCAUUAAUUGGACAAACAGAGCUUAAGAAAGCUGAGCAGCAUGAUUCAGAUAUGCAGCUUCCCAUGACACAAGCAAGUCAUGCUCAGCUGCCUGCUCCAAGCUUGUCCAAGGACCCGGACUCAGCAUCUCUUGGAGGAAUAGAGCUUAAGAAAGUUGACAAGCAUGAUUCAGAUAUGCAGCUUCCCCUGGCACAUACCAGCCACGUUCAGCUGCCUGCUAUGAGCCUGUCGAAGGGCCCCAACUCAUCAUUAAUUGGACGAACAGAGCUUAAGAAAGUUGGGCAACAUGAUUUAGAUAUGCAGGUGCCCAUGACACAGACUAGUCGUGCUCAGCUGCCUCCUCCAAGCUUGUCCAAGGACCCCGACUCAGCAUCUCUUGGAGGAACAGAGCUUAAGAAGGUUGACCAACUUGAUGAUUAUAGCCAGCAAAGUAUCCUACUCUCAGCAACCAAACCUUCAAAUUCAAGCGGUUCACCAAUUAACAAGUUAGAUGGCGAGGUGGUUUCGCGACCAAUAAAACGGAAAAGAUCAACAGCGUAUGUUUUAACAUCGCAUGAACAAGUCAUGUCUCGGGGUGGGAAAAUGCAAUGUCUAAGCGGCCCUGAGUUGGAUUGUGCUAACGCCACUGAAAGAUUGCCUGAGAAGGUAGAUGGUGAAAAUGCAACUUUUGCGGAGAAUAGUACCGUCGUUUCUCGAGCUCAGAGAAGACUUGAUUUAACGACUAGCUUGAUUCAGUAUGUCCUUCCUGUUCCGCCAGCGAGACUUCUUGCAGCAAAUGUCACGAAUUCCAGUGAAACUGUUGUGUACCACAUUUCUAAAUUGGUGGUUAGUGAUAUGUAUCGCACGGAUAAUGCCAUGCAAAGUGAAUACAUGCCACCGAACGAGACCAGCACCUCUGGAAAGGAAGACAAUAAUAUUGUAUCUGAAGUUCUGGAAACCUUUAAUACGAGGUUUGACGAGCUGGAACGCUCCGUGUCAAGAGCUGAAAAGGCACUCACUUUCCAAGAUUUCGCAUCCGAGGUCCGGGACAUCGAGCGGUGGUCCAUUCUCCAUCGUUUCGUGAAGCUGCGGAUGUUGCAGGAGUACAGGAGACUGCAUGCGGGUGGCAGCUUGGAUUCUACGCCGCACCCCUUCAGCACAAGCAUCUUGAAGCAUCAUGAAGAUCCAUCCAUGCCGUUAGACUCGCUGAACAGGGUCCGGUGUCGCCUGCUGAAGUAGUUGCUUCCUCGGUCAAGAAGAAAGUAGAAUUGCCCAGUGAUUAGAGAAUAUAUGUAGCCGUACUAAUGUAGUGAUUAGAGAAUAUAUGUAGCCGUACUAAUGUACUGGUGUCGCCUUGUGCUAGUAGCCUAGUAGGAGAGUAGGUGUUCACUUAUUCUCCUUAUUUUACUCUAUCCGUCCCAAGAAGUAUGUCUCAGCUUUGUCUAGAUUUGUAUGUAUGUACACACUAAAAUAUGUUCUAGAUGCAUUGAUAUCUAAAUAAAGCUGAGACAUCAGAGGGAGUAAUAUAUUUUAGGCAAAGUUGAGACAACAGCGGGAGUAGUAUAUUUUAGGAUGAGGUGCUGGGAGGGACGUGUAGAUUUUUGCAGACACAGCAAUAAUAUGUGCUUUGGAACUGUAUGCAUGGGCGGAGCCAGCACCCGGCAACCAAAACCGAUAUUUAAGAAAUCGUUAAUUUUAA
Messenger RNA from Lolium rigidum, 2746 nucleotides. RefSeq lists its product as uncharacterized. NCBI's taxonomy places the organism in Eukaryota, Viridiplantae, Streptophyta, Magnoliopsida, Poales, Poaceae. The transcript has 5 exons. The record is from RefSeq and is a predicted model, not a curated record. The coding region runs from base 49 to 2286 and encodes 745 amino acids.